Molecule: messenger RNA, 937 nt
Organism: Musa acuminata AAA Group (dessert banana)
Lineage: Eukaryota; Viridiplantae; Streptophyta; Magnoliopsida; Zingiberales; Musaceae
Product: auxin-responsive protein SAUR71-like
Exons: 1
Coding region: 47-514 (155 amino acids)
Biological process (GO): response to auxin
Source: RefSeq, a predicted model, not a curated record
GUCAUUUCCUCUUCCAAACAUCCCUGAGCUACCAAAGAAGUAUUCCAUGGAUCAAAGUAAGGAAGGUUCCAAGACAACCGAGGGUGCAACACUGCAGCAGGUGCUAAAGAAGUGGAAGAAGCUCGCUGCUGCACCGAAGGACAACAGCAAGAAGAGCAUUAAGUUCCUGAAGAAGACGCUAUCCUUCUCCAACGCCUGGGCGCAGUCCACCGGUGUCCCCAAGGGGUUCCUUGCAGUAUGCGUGGGAGAGGAGAUGAAGAGGUUCGUCAUCCCGACCGACUACCUGCAUCAUGAGGCCUUCCAAGUCCUGCUUAGAGAAGCGGAGGAGGAGUACGGGUUCCGACAGGAAGGUGUGCUGAGGAUACCGUGCCAGGUUGCUGCAUUCGAGAGGAUACUGGAGAUGGUGCAGAAGAAGAAGGAAGGGUUCUGCUACAUCAGUCCGGAGGUUGAGGCUGAGAUGCAGAUGAACAGUAGAAUUCACAGGAAACAAGAUCUCAUUUGCUUGUUUUCUUGAACUCCUCCAUGGAGCUUGUAUUUGAGUAGCUUGAGUUGUAAUAAACAUGGAGAGCGUUGUAGUUUCCGAACAAGAUAGAGGUUGGCACAAAGGAAGCGAUGUGUGUAUCAUAUGAUGCUUUGCUGAGAGAACAUGAAUCAUAAUAGCACUAAAUUUCUGCUCUUGAGCUCUUCAUCAUUGCAGUAUGUGUGUGUGAAGUUGCAACUGUAGAUUUGUUUACAAGGCAUGUCCUCGAGACAUGAUGAACACUUUACAACACCACUUGGGACAUCAAUAUACUGCGCCAGUGAGAUCACUCCUUGUCAUUAUUCUUGGCAAAAAGAAGAAGAAGAAGACCAAAGAAAUGUUCUUGCUGUCAAUUUGAAGAACUUGGACUUCAUAAAGGUGGAUGAAGAAUGCUCGACAUGGGGAUGAAGAGAUCAA